GGUUUAGUUUCGGGCAGAUUUUUUGGUUAAGGAAAAAGAAGAAGAGAAAUUCCUAUUGGGCUCAAGUCUCAUUCUUCCUGCAAGCCCAAUUCCUUUGCUCUGAAACCCUACAUUAUCUUGUUAUUAACCUAGCGCCUCUCUCCGUUCUUCAGAUUGCAGACUUACGUACUCGAGGCGAGAGCAUUUGGAUUCACCUUCCUCCCUUCCCUUGAGCAGCGGCGGCGAGAACCAGGAUCUGCAAGAUGGAUAACCAAAUCAAGUAUGCUGUUGUGGUGAGGGUGAUGGGUCGCACCGGAUCCCGGGGUCAAGUGACCCAGGUGAGAGUCAAGUUUAAUGAUGACUCCAAUAGGUUUAUCAUGAGGAACGUGAAGGGACCAGUCCGAGAGGGCGACAUCCUAACUCUUCUGGAGUCUGAGAGGGAAGCCCGGAGGCUGCGCUGAAGACCUUCUUGUCAUUCCCUCUUUUAAGCUUUUGGUUUUUGGUAUGUUGGGAUGACUAUGUUCCUGUUUUUUGAAGUUUUCUUGAAAGUUUGAUUUAAAUAUGUUUGGAUGAGAAAUCAUGACUUGAUGGUUUUGAUCAUGUGAGACUUCCUUAUUAAGUAAACUAGUUGGUGUAUUGCUAAGUGGUGUGUUAUUUGUGUUAUGAUCAUUGCUUGUUCUUUAUGCCCACAACCAUUUUGUCAACUAUUAAGUUAAAUUAAGCUUUUUAUUCUCUCUAAGAGUGAAAAUGACAUUUUUGGUAGUGUAAAGUGUUGCAUGUGCCAAGUGCCCCCAUUCAACUCCACGUGACCUCAAGCGACAUAACGGAAGCAAUUUUCAUACUUUCUUCACCGGCAAUAGACUGAUCGCCGGCGCGACGUCGCCGGAAUCCCCGACUCACGACUUCCGAACACCAAGCGCCGCCAUCAUCCACUCACCGCCUCCGUCGCUCUCCGGUUCCUGUAUUAACUCCUGAUUUCGCCGGUUUUUUUCCUCCCGAUUUCUUCAUACAUGCUGUGAGGGUAUUGGAAAUCGAGAUGGUUAAGAGGCAAGUCCCCGAUUGGCUCAACAGCUCCCUCUGGUCUUCUCCGGCUCCUCCUGCCGAGACGCCUUCCCCGUUGCUGCAACAACAACCGUCAGCUCCUCCGCCGUCUGCAAUCCGCGGCGAGGAUGCCGCCGAUCGCCCCUCCCGUUCCGUCACCAAAUCGACGAAGACUGGAGCUGAUUAUCCGGUCGAGCGGCCGGUGAUCCCUGCGCCUCCGCCUGCAAUUAAAACAGACGCGCGCCGUCAUAAAGUGGAAAUUAGGGAUCCGUUAUGCGGUAAUAAUUAUAAUAGUGAUGAAGACAAUGAAAGCUCAGCCCGUAGCUCUACCACAUCCGCCUCCCCUGCUGCAGCGGAGGAUUUUUCUCGCCAAGCACAGCUUUGUCAAGUGCUGUCAAGAAAGACGAUAAACAUGGGGGAAGUUAGGAAGCUAGCGUCGCAAGGAAUACCGGAUGGAGCUGGCAUUCGUGCAACAGUGUGGAAGCUACUGCUGGGGUAUCUUCCAAUUGAUAGAUCAUCAUGGCCAUUGGAGUUGACAAAGAAAAGGUCCCAAUACAAGCAUUUUAAGGAUGACCUUUUGAUGAACCCUUCUGAGAUUACAAGAAGGUUGGAGAAAUCAACUAUUGAUAUUAAUGAACCGAAUGGUGAAGGCAAGGGUUUACUCUCAAGGUCAGAAGUUACUCAUGGAGAACAUCCUUUAAGUCUUGGAAAAAAUAGCGUGUGGAACCAAUUUUUCCAGGAUACCGAGAUCAUGGAACAGAUUGAACGCGAUGUCAAGCGUACUCACCCAGAUUUUAACUUUUUCUCUGGGGAUACACCCUUUGCAAAAUUAAAUCAGGAAGCUCUGAAGGAUAUCCUCAUUGUAUUUGCAAAACUGAAUCCUGGCAUAAGAUAUGUGCAAGGGAUGAAUGAGCUCUUGGCACCACUCUAUUAUGUGUUCAAAAAUGAUCCGAAUGAAGAAAAUGCAGCUGCUGCUGAGGCGGACACAUUCUUCUGCUUUGUGGAACUUCUAAGUGGAUUUAGGGAUCAUUUCUGCCAGCAACUUGACAACAGUGUUGUUGGAAUCCGGUCUACAAUUACAAAAUUGUCACAACUUCUGAAAGAGCAUGAUGAAGAACUAUGGCGUCAUCUAGAUGUGACAACCAAAGUCAAUCCACAAUUCUAUGCGUUCAGAUGGAUAACUCUUCUUCUUACACAGGAAUUCAAUUUCGCAGACAGUCUUCUUAUAUGGGACACACUCCUCAGUGACCCUGAAGGCCCUCAGGAAACACUGCUCAGAGUCUGCUGCGCAAUGCUGAUAAUCGUUCGGAGGCGUUUACUUGCUGGGGAUUUCACCUCUAAUCUGAAACUACUCCAAAACUAUCCAUCCACAAGUAUCUCCCACUUGCUAUACGUCGCCAACAAAUUACGCACCACCACAUCUGCCUAAACCUCCAUGUUUGGAUAUACUCCGCAUUACUUUUAGACCCNUUGUACUCCGGGGGUAAGAUGUAGUAUGUAAAUGUCAGAUUAUUAGAGAGUUUACCUCUUAUUACGAUUUAUAGAGUAUGUUUCCGUUUUAUAGAAUAGCUAAGUGUGGCAAAUGUAUGGUGUUGUCUUGUAGAUACUUUGAGAGUUUACCUCUUAUUAUGAUUUUUGGUGAUAUCCUGUCAUUGGUUUGGCUGUUUAAUCUGGUUGAAUUAGCAUUGUCUGUGAGAAGAAGAUGGCAAACUUGAAGUACCUCAAGCUUUCAUUACUCACUAGUCCUUA
Molecule: messenger RNA, 2769 nt
Organism: Cuscuta campestris
Lineage: Eukaryota; Viridiplantae; Streptophyta; Magnoliopsida; Solanales; Convolvulaceae
Source: the annotation of a GenBank genome assembly